Klebsormidium nitens is the source of this 3290-nucleotide messenger RNA. Lineage: Eukaryota; Viridiplantae; Streptophyta; Klebsormidiophyceae; Klebsormidiales; Klebsormidiaceae. The record is from the annotation of a GenBank genome assembly.
AUGAGCCCAAGUGGCAAGCACGGCAUUUCCAAGGCUGUAGCCAGCGAGCGGUGCUCUGACAUGAGCCCCACAGACUCGACGGGCCUCACCCUAUGUGAGCCUGAAGAGAAGUCUGUCCAGCGGGGCAGAGUGUUGGCAAUAGGGAUGGGCACAGCGGGGGGUAAGAUGGUGGCCCACAUUGGGGACUGCCUGGCGCAGCAGUCACGCGCGGAGUUUGACGCGGUGGAACUGUGGGCUAUGAACACCGACGUGCAAGCAUUGAGGGACACUCACGCUCCACACCAUCUACAAUUGGGCAGUGAGCUGACCAAGGGCCUGGGCACUGGCGGCGACCGCACUGUGGGGGCGCAGGCUGCAGAAGUCUCCGCCGCCGCCAUUGCGGAGGUGGUGGGGGGCCGGCCGGGGGUGUGCUUCGUCAUCUGUGGCGCGGGAGGGGGCACGGGGGGCGGUGCCUCUCCGCUGGUCCUGAGUGCCGCGCGGGCGGCUGGCCAUUUGGCUGUGGCCGUGGUCACAUUGCCCUUCAGCUUUGAGGGGCAACGGCGGCUGCGACAGGCCCGCGCCUCACUGGCGGCGCUGCAGGGAGCGGCUGACGUGGUGUUCGCCAUCGACCAGGAUGCAUUCCUGCAGCAGCGCCAGGACCUGUCCAUGACGCAGGCGGCCAGAAUGGCGGCCGACCUGGCGCUGCACGCGACGCGCGGGAUCACAACUUGCCUCCAGGCCGAGGCCGCUUCUCCCCCAGCCCAGCCCGCCAGCUUGUCCCGCUCGCUGCUUCAGAGGGGCGUCGUCCAGAUGCUGAGGGCAUCCGGGCGGGCUGUUGUGGGGCACGCUGAGGGCGCCACCCCCGUGCGGGCCCUUCUGGCAGCGCUCCAGGCGCCGGGGCUGGGCAGCCUGCACAUGGUCGUGAGCCCGACAGUGUCGUCCGUGGUGCAGUUUGCGAGCAGCGUGGUGUGCGUCCUGAGCAGUGCGGCCCCGCUGAGCCCGGCCCAGGUGCGGGACGCCCGCGCCAGCGCACAGGCGCUCACGGGCGGGCGCAUUCCGCUGGUGGUGGCCACACGCCAGGACGCAACGGCAGCAGCAGUGGGCGCCACCGUCAUCCUCACAGGGCUGCCACACGAGCUGGCGGAAGCCCCCGCUGCCUCCACCGCUGCCGCUCGCCCACCGCCCCCCCAAGCACCACUGCCACCCCUGGCAGCGCGAGUGAAGGCUGCCCCCGUCACGCCUGGCCUUCAGGCAUCGGCAACUGCACAACGGCAAAAGCCGAACAGAGAAACUGUUACUCAGGCAAGCUUGACGUCUUCCUCCUCGAAAACGCGUGGGAAUGCUGCUACCAAGCAAGCCGUUGCGUCGGAGACACGGCAAAAGGACGGCGCGCGCUUGCCCCCUCCACCUGGCAGGAUUAGGGUCUGGUCAGCAGGGGGCACGAGCGUUGACGAGCUUUCCAGCCAGCCGAAGGCACAAGACAUGCACGGAGACAAGGAGCCGCUGGAAGGGCAAGCGGGGGUACUGGAACCAUACAGCAGCAUACUGGAUGGCCCUCGUAAUGGGGGCUACGCUGCCCCCCACAAACGGUCAGAAGAGUCGCCGCGACCCCAAGAGCGAGACUCAGGCCAAGGAUCGCGACCUGGGGCCGAUGCGAUCCACGUGGAUCGCGAAGCUGGGCGAGAGAGCAAUGGUGCUCAAGCUGCGGGUCAAAAGGAUGAGCGGGGAACCGCGGCUCCUCGAGAAAAGCUGUUGGACCAACUGUCGGCAGCAAAGAGUAACGGCACGCCCAACACCCCGGUUCAGGGAGUCGGACCGGUCGGAGCCCCAGCAGAUGCCCGCAGGCAGACAGGGCAGAACGGGAGGGCAGGGAUGUCAGUGGAAAACGAGAGCCAGGGGGGGGGCGCGCAGGCAGAGACGAGGGCGGGGGCGCAGGGGGCCACCAGGGAACAAGACCACGACAGGGCGAGGAGCUUCACCGCCGCAUCUCCCUCGAGGAGCGAUGCAACGCAGGGGCCUGCGCAGGCAGCGUGGACCCAGUCGAGGCGAAGGCCAGAGAGCCUGUCGUCGCCCGCGGCAAGAGCGCAACCCACGGAGCGACUCGGGGCGGGACAGGGCGCGGGGAGCAGCCCCGCCGACCAGCUGGACGGUGCUGCGGCCGCGCACGCUGCCGCGCUGCAGUGGUGGCGGGAGGUGGUGGAGGCGCACGCGGAGGACAGCACAGACGACGCAGGGGAAGGACCGGACGAGGACGACGAGGGCGUGCGGGCGGAUCCCGAAGAGGGCAGCGCAGCGAGCUCGGUCUCGUCGCGGGCGCGGGCGAUCCUGGCCCGCGAGCGCGACCAGGAGCGCUACCGGCAGGUGCGCGGGCGGCAGGUGCUGCCAGAUGGCAGCGAGUACGAGGGCCACCUGGCAGCCGGCCAGCCCCACGGACACGGCCGAUGCGCGUACCCGGGCGGUGACGUAUAUGAGGGGGCGUGGAAGAACGGCGAGCGGCAUGGCUGGGGCCGUCUCGCCGAGGCCUCCGGUGACGUGUACGAGGGGGACUGGAGGCACGGCCACCGCCACGGCAAGGGCCGUGUGGAGUACGCGGAUGGGCACGUGCUGAGCGCGCGCUUUGUGGGCGGGCACGUGCACGGGCCGGCCAUCAUCGCGUUCCGGCAGGGGAGCACCUUCUACGGCGCCUUCGCCUUCAACCGCCGCCAGGGCGUCGCUGUGACAGUGGACGCAAACGGCAAGCGUGAGUGGGAGGUGUGGGAGCACGGCCAACGGAUCUCUUGACUCUGGCUCAUCACCGUCCACACGUAGUGGCACUCAGGUCGGAGAGGUGCACAAAGAACAAUAUUCCCCAAGCGUAAAAAGGAUUGCCUGGUCACAGAACCCAACUUCGGGUACACGGAAAUCGGGAUGAGCUUGGAAAACGAGCUCGAGUUAAGCCACUUAAGUUGGGUACGCACCAUUCUGUGCUCUGUGCUGGGGUUUGCUGUUGCAAUGCUUGCAUAUGAAGACCACAAGCACAUGUGUUCAGGGGUUUGCUAUCCACUAUAUAGCCUUGAAAAACGUUAGUCGGCUCAAUGACCUGAUACUGAAGUGAAAAACCAUUUGAGUGUUUCAUAAUAGUUAUUAGUCUCGAUUGGACAUCAGCUCCGUCGAUUAGGGUCCUAGCCAACGGGAUAGACUUCUAAUCAUCGUAUUAUAGGUCCUGUGACGGUCAGUGCAACAAGAUGUGGUGGCUUAUGGUGACUGUUGCAGCUAGCGUGCAUGCGCCUCGUAAUGGACUGCUGUAGCUGCAGCGAAUGCACAAGUGGCAG